AUGGCACCGAUAGCUUCAUCCACGCUGCUCGCUCCCAGCGCCAGCAUGACCUCCUCCUCCUCGUCGGUGCGCAUCUGCAUCGUCAAUCCGAACAGCUCUUCGAUCAUCACAGAUGCUCUUUCCACCACCCUCUUACUCUCCGCGCCACCUUCGACCAGCCUCUCCUUCCUGACCGGCCCGCCAUCCUCGCCGGCGAGCAUCCAGACUCCUGCCGAAUCGAUCAUCUCCGCCGCGGAAACGUACAAGCACCUCAUCACCACCUCUCCCUCCCAGGACCUCUCGCUGUACCCGACGGAUGCGUUUUUGGUGGCAUGCUUCUCGGACCAUCCGCUAGCGCCCAUGCUGCGCCCGUCCGGAAAGCCAACAUUGCACCUGCUCGAAGCGGCCAUCCUGCACGCGCUUCUCGUCGGCGUCAAAUUCGGCGUGCUGACAACGGGAAAGAGCGUCGUACCCGAUGUCGAGGCUGGCGUGCGUCGCGUCAUGGGCGGCAACAGCGACAGGUACAUCGGCACGCAUGCUACCGGACUAGGCGUGGUCGAGCUCAAGGAAGGCGAUCGGGGCAAGAUCGAGCGCAAGAUCAAGGUGGGCGUGCAGGAGCUGGUGAGGAUGGGUGCGGAUGUCAUCGUGCUUGGGUGCGCCGGGAUGGCAGGGAUGGAGCGGCUGGUGAGGGAGGGCGCCGAGGAGGUGGGAGGGAUGGUCAAGGUCGUCGACGGCGCCAAGGCGGGACUGCAGUUGCUGACAGGGCUCGUCAGGGCUGAGGACGAUUCGUAG
Molecule: messenger RNA, 771 nt
Organism: Kalmanozyma brasiliensis GHG001
Lineage: Eukaryota; Fungi; Basidiomycota; Ustilaginomycetes; Ustilaginales
Product: Asp/Glu/hydantoin racemase
Exons: 1
Coding region: 1-771 (256 amino acids)
Source: RefSeq, a predicted model, not a curated record